Molecule: messenger RNA, 1271 nt
Organism: Arachis ipaensis
Lineage: Eukaryota; Viridiplantae; Streptophyta; Magnoliopsida; Fabales; Fabaceae
Molecular function (GO): protein binding
Source: RefSeq, a predicted model, not a curated record
AAAUUUGAGAAUUAGGUCGCAUCCUAAACCUUGAAAUUUUAAUUUUUUGAGGCCUUGGAAGCGCACAACCAACUUUUAUCACUUCAUUUGCUCUCCCCACUUCCCACUCUGCUCCGCCUCAACCUUCAACCCUCUCGUCUUCUUCACCAUCCAUCUCUCUCUCUCUCAUCCACAAAUUAAGUACCUUUUCACACUUUCUUUCCCUUCACUGCUCCAAUCAACCACAGAAAAGUUUUUCUUUUCUUUUUAAGAAAAUAAAGACAAAAACAGAGAAACCUACUCCCCAUUUCUGAUUUGUAUUAUUCUCACUCUGUUCCACACCCAAUGGCAGAGAUUCAGCCGCCGGAGGCUCAGAUUAAUGGCGGCGCCGGAACCCUAAUUUUGAAUUCCUGCGAGCCUCUCGCCUCCAAGCGCCAGAGGAGGCCCAGUGUUCGAUUGGGUGACAUCGGCGGCGACCACCACUAUGAAUCCCACCACCGCCGCGCCAACACCACCAAGCAAUGGAAGCUCCCCUCCUUCGACCACCACCGCAAGGACCACCCAACCGCCUCCGCCGCCUCCUCAGGUAAACCCUCUAAGACCCGACCUUUAACCAAUUUGAGCACUUCCUCCGCUCCCGCCGGAGAGUUCGACGAAACCCUAGUGGGCGACGAGAGGGAAGGGAACCAUAACAACAACAUCGAUGGUGUCGCAAUUGGUAGCUGGAAAGUGAAGGAAUCCAAGAAAAGGGGUUCCAAGAGGGUCAGAUCGAAUUGGAUUCCAAGAAUCGACGAAGGUGGCGGUGGCGCUGGCACUGGAGGUGAGGAGGAAGAGAAGUACAGUGGGGGCGACGAGGGGGAUGACGGGUGUCGGGAAUUUGAUUUUGAAAAUUCUGAAAGCCCUACGAAGGAUCAGAGCCCUGUGAAUUCAAUGGAGAAUUUUGGGGUUGAUGGGAACAGGAGGUCCUUCAAGGGUCGGGAUCACCAUAAUCAUCAAGAUGGAAUUGAGUUAUCUGGGCCCUCAGAUACUAAUGGAAGGGAUUGGAGAGGGGCUAGUUUUGAUAGGAACGGGAAUGGUGGGAGGGCGAGGUUUGGUGAAGAUGGUGUUAGGGUUUGGCUUAAUGGGUUAGGAUUGGGUCGUUAUGCACCUGUGUUUGAAGUUCAUGAGGUCGAUGAUGAGGUUCUUCCAAUGUUGACACUUGAGGAUCUCAAAGACAUGGGGAUUAGUGCUGUUGGCUCAAGAAGGAAAAUGUACUGUGCAAUUCAGAAGCUUGGAAAAGGAUUCUCCUGAGA